AGCGGCGAGGUGAAGGUGCGGCGUGUUGCCGCGCACGUGAAGCGGGAGGAGGCGGCCUCCGCAACGCAGCAGCUGCAGGACACGCUGCAGAAGACGUCCGAGCUGCGGCAGCCGGAGGGGCGCGACAAGAAGACGCUGCGGCGCCUGAAGAAGAGGCUCAACGCCCAGCGGCAGCUCGGCGCGAAGCAGGCGCGCGAGGCGGAGGCGCAGCGGCAUGUCCUGCGCCGCAACGACACGGCGUUCCUCAAGGAGCUGCAGCAGUUCCUGGGGGAGGACGGCGGCAGCGUGAAGGAACUCCUGCGCGACGACACCCGGAAGGCGAAGGGGAACGGCUCGCAUCAAAGCACGGGGAAAGCGACGAGUGCGCGUGGGCGAAAAGGCGCCAGACAAGAUGUUGCAGCA
Molecule: messenger RNA, 402 nt
Organism: Trypanosoma grayi
Lineage: Eukaryota; Euglenozoa; Kinetoplastea; Trypanosomatida; Trypanosomatidae
Exons: 1
Source: RefSeq, a predicted model, not a curated record